Penicillium lagena is the source of this 1065-nucleotide messenger RNA. RefSeq lists its product as uncharacterized. Bases 1 to 1065 code for a protein of 354 amino acids. NCBI's taxonomy places the organism in Eukaryota, Fungi, Ascomycota, Eurotiomycetes, Eurotiales, Aspergillaceae. The transcript has 5 exons. The record is from RefSeq and is a predicted model, not a curated record.
AUGAGCGCAUACGGCGGCUUAGGGCCCAUGACCAAUGCAGUCCUUUGGGUGGAGGUCGUUAUCGUUAUUGUCUUCGUGGCGCUACGGCUCUAUACGCGAAAACAGAUUCUUAACUCUGUUGGCGCUGAUGAUUAUCUGGUUCUUAUUGCCCUUGUUCUCCAUAUCACUUACACUGUCUUCGUCACCGUGUCGAGUGUUUAUGGCCUAGGAAGACUCUACGCACAAGUCGGUGAUCCAGCCACCUACUUCACAGCUGUCAAAUAUGAAGUGUUUAGCCAAGUGGCUGGUCUAAUGGUGAUCGGUGUCGGCAAAUGUGCCGUCGGCGUCUUCCUCCUUCGAAUUGUGCGAAAUAAGAUCCAGAUUUGGUUCAUUUGGAGUUUCCUUGCGGCCACCAUUGUCAUCACAUUGUUCGCCAGCAUUACUGUUGUAAUACAGUGCUUGCCAGUGCAGAAGACUUGGAAUCCAACUGUCAAAGGAACAUGCUGGCUCGACUUUUCGAAGGUUGGUUUCACUGUGGGAUCGUGGUUUGUCGCCGCCGACUUUGCUUUUGCGAUUCUCCCAUGGUUCGUUAUCUGGGAUCUCAACAUGAAGCGCAAAGAGAAGAUCACCGUUGCCUGUGGUCUUAGUCUUGGGGUCUUCGCUGGAAUAUGUGGCAUCGUCCGCACCGUCGCUCUGGGAGGCUUGAAUGCAUCUGAGUAUAUCUAUGAUACAGUGCCAAUGCUCAUCUGGUCCGCUACGGAAAGCUGUGUCACGAUCAUGUGCUCAUCAAUUCCCGUUCUGCGUCCUCUCUACCUUCGCCUCAGGUACGGCAAGGAUAGCCAGAACGGCUCCUCUGGUAACACAUCCUACAAAUUGCCCCUUUAUGGCAGUGGUCGAAAAUACGGCAGACUUUCGAAAUAUGGCAAUGACAUCUCAGCCAUCGAACCGAAGAUAUCUUACCAGAAACCACCUAUGCAGCAUAAAACAAACAAUGCUAGUGAUGAGACUAUUGUUCGGGGGGCUGCAGGCAUCGAGAGGACGGAUGAGGUUAUGGUCAGCUGGGAGCGACCUGGGAGGAAUGGCUAG